UUAUCAAAUGCUCUUUACCCUGACUGCUGUCAAGUGGCUUUAAAGGUUCUCGGCCAUGAAGAAGGUGGUGGUGGUCACCGGGGCCAGCAGCAUGCAGGAAUCUGGGAAAGGCUGAAGCUGCCCGGGUCGCCCUGCUGUCUUCUCACCCCAGAGCGGAGAUCACACUCAUACAGAUAGAUGUUAGUAACCUGCAAUCUGUGUUUCAGGCGUCAAGAGAACUCAAACAAAGAGAUUUCUCCCCCAGGACUUCUCUGCACUGAUGAAAUCUCAGGCCCAGAUCCUCCAAAGGUCAUCAUCAUUUUAAAGCACUGUGGGCAUGCACCGUGGCAUUCUGGGAGCUGGGCUGCAGCCAGGUUUGAGCGUCUAGACUACCUCUAUGUGAAUGCUGGGAUUAUGCCAAAUCCACAGUUGAAUUUAAAAGCACUUUUUUCUGGCCUCUUCUCAAGAAAAGUAUUUCAUAUGUUCUCCACAGCCGAAGGCCUGUUGACCCAGGAUGACAGGGUCACUACAGAUGGACUGCAGGAGGUGUUUGAAACCAAUGUUUUUGGCCACUUUAUUCUGAUUCGGGAGCUGGAGCCUCUGCUUUGUUGUCCUGACAUUCCAUCUCAGGUCAUCUGGACGUCUUCUAGCAAUGCCAAGAAAGCUAAUUUCAGCCUAGAUGAUUUCCAGCAUGUCAAAGGCCAUGAACCCUACAGCUCUUCUAAAUAUGCCACUGACCUUCUGAGUCUGGCUUUGAACAGGAAUUUUAACCAACAGGGCCUGUACUCCAGUGUAGUGUGCCCAGGGAUUGUGCUGACCAAUCUGACUUAUGGAAUUCUGCCACCUUUCAUCUGGACACUAUUGACUCCAUUACUAUUUUUGCUGCGCUUUUUUGUAAAUUCUUUAACAACCACACCUUACAAUGGAGCAGAAGCCUUGUUAUGGCUUUUCCGACAAAAGCCUGAGUUUCUGAAUCCCUUGACCAAAUAUCACAGUGCUACCACGGGACUUGGAAACAAUUAUGUAAGCCCUCAGAAGAUGGAUCUGGAUGAAGAGACUGCUGAAAAGUUUUACCAAAACUUGCUGGACCUGGAAAAGCGCUUUGGGGCCAUCAGAGCCAAGUCACUGGAUAGCGGGAGUGAAAAAUGAAUUUCUUAGAACCAUCACAUGCUUUUUGGGCUUUUUGGGCAUCAAAAUGCUUUUAAGGGCUUCUACGUCUAUUCAUUUGGUUGAUGUGCGUUUGCAGAACAACCAGGAGAUCUUGACUCCCUCUCCCUGAUAUGUGUGUGUGUGGGUCUGUGUGUGUGUGUGUGUAUGUGCUCGCAUGUACACAUUUCUAUCCUAUAAGAGAAAAGAGGGGGGAAAUCUCAUUUCUUAAACAUCCAGUUAGAAACAACUCAUUUGUUAUUUCUAUCACUACUUCCAAUCAUAGCCUUGAGAGUUGACCUCUUUAAUAUUGCUCUGUGCCUUAUUUCUCCCUGAUAACCUGGUUAAACUAUGUGUGACAUCUCAUCUCUUAGAAGGAAAAGGGUGUUUUGUGAUUUACAUAAAUAGGUAACUAUCAUUUGUAGUGUAAAUUAUUCCAUAGCUGAAAAUUAGGACCAAAGCAAGCCUCACUGGACAGGUGUUCACUCAUUUUUUUUGUGGGGAACAGGGAGAUGGUCUCCUUGUCUUGCCUAGGGUAGAAGUAUCGUGGCCACUCAGGAGCCCCAUCCCCAUGCUGAUUGAUAUGGAAGUUUUAAGGUGUUCUGCUUCUCCAUCCUGGACCAGUUCACCCUUUUUGGGCAGCUCCUGAGGGCCCACCGUAUUGGUGCUGGACUUGACUCAGGCACCUGAUCAGCUUUAGUCCUUCUGUGAUCCAGAGAUCCUCAACUCAAGCAAUCCUCCAGCCCUAGGCUUCCUAGUAGCAGGGGAUAGAGUCCUGUACAAGCAGGUAUGGCUCCAUCCCUCUCAAAUAAGGAGAGGGUGUUACCCUGUAAAAUCUAAGAUCAAGCUAGAAUUCUGGAUUCUGCCAGCGUUAAUGUCUUCCUGAGAAAAUCACUUCACUUAUCAUGAGUCUGCUUCCCAGCCAGUGAAAGAGGAGUUAACUUCUCGCCCUCUUUGUCAUGAAUCUCCAGUGCGUUGACGUGUUCCAAAUAAAACUAGCUUGUUUUGGUAUGAGCUGUUCUAGAAACACUGUGCUUUUUGGGGAUGAUAAAAUAAAGUUAACAGGUCAGAA
Molecule: messenger RNA, 2197 nt
Organism: Vombatus ursinus (common wombat)
Lineage: Eukaryota; Metazoa; Chordata; Mammalia; Diprotodontia; Vombatidae
Gene: HSD17B7
Product: hydroxysteroid 17-beta dehydrogenase 7
Exons: 10
Coding region: 178-1128 (316 amino acids)
Biological process (GO): cholesterol biosynthetic process
Cellular component (GO): endoplasmic reticulum membrane
Molecular function (GO): 5-alpha-androstane-3-beta,17-beta-diol dehydrogenase (NADP+) activity; 3-beta-hydroxysteroid 3-dehydrogenase (NADP+) activity; estradiol 17-beta-dehydrogenase [NAD(P)+] activity
Source: RefSeq, a predicted model, not a curated record